This is a messenger RNA of Botrytis byssoidea, 510 nucleotides long. RefSeq lists its product as uncharacterized. Gene Ontology annotation, molecular function: cytidine deaminase activity; zinc ion binding. Bases 1 to 510 code for a protein of 169 amino acids. Lineage: Eukaryota; Fungi; Ascomycota; Leotiomycetes; Helotiales; Sclerotiniaceae. Gene Ontology annotation, cellular component: cytosol. The transcript has 3 exons. The record is from RefSeq and is a predicted model, not a curated record.
AUGGCCUUCCCCGAACCAAAACUACUCCGCGGCAACGACCCAUCCGACAUAUCCUUCGCCAGCGAAACCUACUCCCUCAGCAGCGAACAAAUCCACACGCUCCAAUCGCGCAGCGCAUCCGCCAAAUCGACCGCCUACUGCCCGUACUCGAAUUUCCGCGUCGGGUCUACGAUUCUCACCCACGAUGGAAAAUAUAUCGAUGGCGCGAAUGUGGAAAAUGCAGCGUAUCCGGUGGGAACCUGUGCGGAGAGAGUGGCGUUUGGGAAGGCGGUUACGGAGGGGCAGAGAGGGUUUAGGGCGAUUGGCGUCGCGACCGAUAUUAGUCCGCCGGCGAGUCCGUGUGGAAUGUGUAGACAGUUUAUCCGUGAAUUCUGCGAGCUGGAUAUGCCAAUCUUUAUGUUUGACAAGAAUGGGGAUUUUAUGGUUGCGAGGUUAGGAGAGCUCCUACCAUUAUCUUUUGGACCAGAAGCACUACCACCGAGGGAAAAGCUGGCUGAGAUUGAGAGGUGA